GCCCUCCUGGGGCCCUGGCAUCUCCUGAGCGCCGGGUGGUCCAGGGCCUCCCGCCCGGGAUGGGGGACGGAUCCAGUUGGGAGUCCAGAGAGCCCUGGCCCCCCUCUCCCUGGGACACGGUGUCGGGAUGAGGGCCACUGGGCAUUCUGAGAGGGUCUGUGACCCGAGCCCAUGUCCCAAGUGCUGGCCUCCGAUGCUUGGUGCUCAGGAAGGCCGGGAUGUUACCCUGGCUGAGGCAUACCAGGUACUGUGUGGGGACGGUCUCCGGAUCCCCCUGGACCAGACUCCCGGCUCUGCACGUCAUGGCCGUGUUGGCCGUCCUGGAAUGCCUCAGUGUCCUCAUCUGUAAAUCGGGUCAAUAAGAAUGAUCGACUUUCAUAACACGGGGCCAAGUGAAAUGGGGACACCCGUGAAACCACAUCACAGCCUGCUCAGCACCCACGGGCCUCUGUUCGUACGAGCUCACGGUACUCUGUGCCUCAGGGGUCCCGACAGGCCCCGAGAGCCCUGCAUUUGGCACAUUUUUCAGGACGGAGCCCCUGGACUGCCAGGUUGCCUACCCGGGAGGAGGAGGAAGAGGAGAAAUCCGUCUGCUGGGGCCUGAGCGUGGCCUGGGGGACCGACCAUCGUCCCAGGAUGCCCCUGCCCGAGCCCAGCGAGCAGGAGGGUGAGAGUGUGAAGGCUGGCCAGGAGCCGACCCCGGAGUCCCCUGAGCCAGGGACAGAUGUCGUCCCCGCCGCCCCCACGAAGCCCAAAGAGUUCUCCAAACUGGUCCUGCUGGCAGCCUCCACAGAGAAUGUGGAUGAGGUGGACUCCCAGCCCAAAGGAGGGCACUGUGUCAUGUCCCUGGAGUUGUCUGGCCCUGACACGCUAGCCAGGACCCCCCAGAUCCUGUCAGUGGAGGAGCAAGCGGGCACAGUCCAGCCAACCCCCCAGGUCCCUGAGCAUAAACGCAGCAAGCCAGACACAGCAGCCCUCACGCCCCUGGAGUUCCUGAGGACCCCUUUCGGGGGCCGCCUCCUGGUGCUCGAGUGCUUCCUGUACAAGCAGGAGAAGGCCGUGGGGGACAAGGUGUACUGGAAGUGCCGCGAGCACUCUGAGCUGGGCUGCCGGGGCCGGGCCAUCACCCGGGGCCCACGGGCCACAGUGAUGCGCAGCCACUGCCACCCGCCUGAUGAGGAGGGCCUGGAGGCCCGGCGCCAGAGACAGAAGCUGCCCAGCCCAGCCCUGCCUGAAGGCCUGGGGGGUCCGGAGGGCCCCGGGGGCCAAGUGGAGGAGCCACUGGAAGGGGUGGGCCCGUGGCUGUGCCCUGAGGAGCCGGAGCCCGCCCCUGGCUUGGUGCUGAGCAGGCCGGCCGCAGAGGAGGAUGAGGGCCUACGAGCCCUGUCGCUGCUGAGCUUGCCCCCCAAGAAACGGCCGACGCUGGGGACCGGAGAACCCCGGCCCCUGGAGUUCCUGAGGACUUGCUACGGGGGCCAGUUCCUGGUGCACCAGUGCUUCCUGUACAAGCGAGAGAAGGCCGUGGGCGACAAGGUGUACUGGACGUGCCGGGACCACGCUCUGCACGGCUGCCGCAGCCGGGCCAUCACCCAGGGCCAGCGGGUGACUGUGAUGCGUGGCCACUGCCACCCGCCGGACGUGGAGGGCCUGGAGGCCCGGCGGCAGCAGGAGAAGGCCAUGGAGACGCUGCAGGCCCGGCCGGGCGGGCCCGGAGGCCAAGUGGACGAGCUGCUGUCCCGCGGUGGGCCCGGGCCCCUGACUCUCAGCAGAGCCCGGCCUAGAAAGCGCGCAAAGGCCCUUCCGGCCCAGCCCCCAGCCCUGCAGGGCGCCUCCGCCGGGGACCAGGAGGAUGACCUGGGAGGCCCCGAGUUCCUGAGGACCCCUCUGGGGGGCAGCUUCCUGGUGUACGAGUCCUUCCUGUACAGGCGGGAGAAGGCGGCCGGGGAGAAGGUGUACUGGACGUGCCGGGACCAGGCCCGCAUGGGCUGCCGCAGCCGCGCCAUCACCCAGGGCCGGCGGGUGACUGUGAUGCGCGGCCACUGCCACCCUCCUGACCUUGGGGGCCUGGAGGCCCUGAGGCAGCGGGAGAAGCGCCCUGGUGCGGCCCAGCGGGGGAGCCCAGGAGGCCCCGAGUUCCUGAGGACCCCUCUGGGGGGCAGCUUCCUGGUGUACGAGUCCUUCCUGUACAGGCGGGAGAAGGCGGCCGGGGAGAAGGUGUACUGGACGUGCCGGGACCAGGCCCGCAUGGGCUGCCGCAGCCGCGCCAUCACCCAGGGCCAGCGGGUGAUGGUGAUGCGCAGACACUGUCACCCGCCCGACCUGGGGGGCCUGGAGGCCCUGAGGCAGCGGGAGCAGAUCCCCAGCCCAGCCCAGAGGGAAGGCUCAGGAACGCUGCAGCCUCUGGAGUUCCUGCGGACUUCGCUCGGGGGCCGGUUCCUGGUGUACGAGUCCUUCCUCUACCGGAAGGAGAAGGCGGCCGGGGACAAGGUGUACUGGAUGUGCCGGGACCAGGCCCGGCUGGGCUGCCGCAGCCGCGCCAUCACCCAGGGCCAGCUGGUGACGGUGAUGCGUAGCCACUGCCACCUGCCUGACCUGGCGGGCCUGGAGGCCCUGAGGCAGCGGGAGCGGCGCCCCGGCGCGGCCCAGCAGGAGGACCCAGGUGGAGACAGGGCUGGGGGUCAGAGAAAACACGAAACUUCCGCCAGAAGUGCAGCUGCGUGUCCAGAGCGUCCCUGCGGAAACCCAGCAGGUGUGCGGGUAACGGUGUCCGUUGUCUGACGUCGCACCACAGAUCGCCCGAAACGUGGUGGCUUCUGGCGACGGAGAGUCACCGUCUCCCACAGCUUCUGUGGGCAGGAUUUCCUGAGUGGUUGGGCCGGUGGUUCUGGCCCGGGGUCUCUUGUGAGGUUGGAGAAGGUGUCAGCCGGGGCCGCGGUGACGCGAAGGCCGGCGGGGGCUGGAGAGCCGCUUCCAAAGCGACUCAUUCAGUCAGCACGGCCGUGGGCUGCUGGCCUCAGCUCCUCCCCGCACGGACCGCUCCUCAGAGCUGCUCUGGUGUCCUCACACCCGAUGGCUGUCUCCCCACGAGCGCCCCGAGGGAGGGAGCCGAGCGAGAAGGCCCGCAGUCCUCCCACGCGCACGCGGGGCUCGGUCGGGCGGACCGCGUCUCGCCCCUGACCCAAGGCCCCAGAAUUCUACGAGGACUGGGUUCACACCAGCUGUGUUAUCGGUCACAGUGCGACAAAGCCAGAAGUCGGGACGCGGAGAAAGUUGGGGACCUCAUAAAUGUGACAGACAACACGCUCCUGAACAACCGAUGACUCGGGGGGAGAAAUCCCGAGGACAGUGGAAAAUAGCCCGAAAUGAACAAAAUGGGGCAUCGCCAGAUGCGCGGCCGCAGCAGAGCCCUGCUGACGGGGAGCCUGGGGCUGUGAGUUCCUGGAUUAAGAAAUGAGAUGUCAACGCGUUAACUUAAACUUCCACGCGAAGACCCUGGCGAAACACGAACGAGGCAGUCCUGCAGCGAGAGGGGGAGACGAUAGGGAAUGGAAAUUCACGACAUAGAAAAAAGUCGGUUCUUUGGAAGGAUCAUCAAAAUUGAUAAACCUGUAGCUCCAUUACCCCCAAAAUUGGCUUUUAAGGAUAGGGAAGACUCGGGGGCACCUGGCUGGCUCAGAGGAGUGUGGGAGUCUUGUUCUCAGGGUCAUGAGUUCGAGCCCCACAUUGUACGUAGAUCUUACUUUAAAAAAAAGAAACAACUUUAGGGGCGCCUGGGUGGCUCAGUUAAAUGUCUGGCCUCGGCUCAGGUCAUAAUCUCGAGGUUCAUGGGUUCGAGCCCUCCGUCGUGCUCGACAGCUGUCCUGCUGACAGCUUGGAGCCUGGAGCCUGCCUCGGAUUCUGUGUCUCCCUCUCUCUCUGCCCCUCCCCCUCCUCAUGCUUUGUCUCUCUGUCUCUCUCAAAAAUAAACAUUAAAAAAUGAAAUCUUUAAAAAUCAAAUAAGGAUAGGGAAGAUUCCAAUUCCUAAAAUCAAGAAUGAGAGACACUACUACCUACAUCACAGGGAAACACACACACACACACAUAUACACACACAGAAGGAUUGUAAGGGAAGCUAUGAGGCCAGCCAAUCCAGUAACUCAGAUGAAGUGAAUGCAUUUCUAGAGAGGCAAGUACCAAGUCUGGCUCGUGAAGAACUACGAAAAUCCGAACAGGCCUGUAACAGGUAAAGAGGCUGAAUUAGAAGUUCUAAAACUUCCCGUCAAGGAAAGCGCGGGCCCGGAGGUCACUGGUGGCCUCUACCUACCAAACACUAAACGAAGAAUUAACACCCGUCCUUCACAGACUCUUCCUCAAGGUAGAAAAGGAGGAACAGGACCUUUAGGGAGAGUGGGGGUGCCCUCGAAGUGGCCGUGGUCCUGGGCGCACGGCUGUGGGGACACUGCGCCUGUCGUGCUCCAAGCUCAGGGCGGACACGGUGGAGUGAGAACAGCAGCUCAAAACUCGCUGAAAAAAAACAGGAAGGAAGCCGUGGUGACUUUCCGACCAACACCACACCCUGUCCCUCUUGCUUCACUCUGUUCCUCCACCGCACGGAGCCCAUGCUCGAGGGGAGGGCAUCGGGCUCCCGCACCUGAGAGGAGGGAUAGCAGAGAACUCGUGAUUUCCAAACCCUUCACGGUGAUACAAGAGAACUUCUUGUUUCUUGACAGAGAAUCUUGCAAAGGCCACAUGCAGAGCCCCGGGGACUCCGGAGGCGGGGGUGGGACUUCUCAGGAGAGUGGGUGGUUCCUCCCGGACAGGCUGGCGUAGAAAGCCAGAGAAUUCCCAAAUUGUAGGUUAAAGGAAACGGUACAGGGCACCUGGGUGGCUCAGUCAGUUAAGUGUCUGGGUUCGGCCCAGGUCGUGAUCUCACAGUCCGUGGGUUCGAGCCCCACGUCGGGCUCUGCGCUGACAGCUCAGCGCCUGGAGCUGCUUCAGCUUCUGUGUCUCCCUCUCUGCCCCUCCCCCACUCACGCUCUCACUCUGUCUCUCUCAAAAAUAAACGUUAAGAAAUUAAAGGAAAUGGCACAAUGCGUGUAUGUGUACGUGUGUAACAAGGUCUAGUCCAUGGCGAUCUCUAGGGAGAAGGAAACUAGGGUCUGCUUCUGCCGUGUUUGGAUGUUUGUAACGAACGUGUGUUUCUUUGUAAUCAGGAAGGUGAACUGUACGAAACCGCCCAGUGAGGAGCAGUGUGGCCCAUCCCCUCCCGACGGGAGCACGGGGACCUCGUGCUGCCAGCAUCACGGAUGCUCCGAGCCCACCCAGGACCCUGGCGUUUCCCACCCGGUUAGAUUUUGCUUCACAAAGACUCUUCCACUCCACAGCACGGUGGCCUUCUCACUUCUUCACGGGGCCUCCCAAGAGGAAAAUUCUGAUGGUGUCUUCGAGCGGGCACACGGGAGCUGGCGGCCCGCACACAUGGGUGACUCGGGGAGAGCCCCCGCCCCCCCCAUGGAAGACCUGGAGAAGCAUCUUUUCACGGAGACACCUCUCCCCCGCUCCGCCGCCCCGAGCCGCGCACACCCGUCCACUUUCAGAGCACGUGACUUUGCCAAGGCCUUUCCAGUCCGGUGCGGCCCUGCUUGGCCAGGGCGCGUUUGGAGAAGUUCCUGCUGCUUUGGGCUCAGCUGUCCCGCGUAGCUCCGGCCUCCCCCGGUGUUCUCUGGGCAGGGUCCACGUGGGCCUUUGCGCCCCUCGGCCACCUGCCACUGGGCCGCAGCCCCCCCCCCCCCCCCGCCUGGUAACAGCAGCCCCACCGCACUCCCCCUGCACGCGCCGUCGACUUUCUCUCCCUCGCUGUCUUCCCAGGGUCCAUGAUCCCCGUGGCGGGCGUCCCUGCCGGCGGUGGGAGCCAGCCCGGAUGUCCACGGGAAGGUGGCCCCGGACAGCCACGACCGGGCCCGCGGUGUGUGGGUUGCCCACGUCCGUGUGAUGCAGGAGACGCAGACUCAAAUGGCAGUGGAGGCCCACCCCUUCUGUCCGCCGGCGCAGGGGAGCUGGCCUGGCAGGUCCGAGAAGCAGGCGGCGGCGGCCGGGAGCCCCGGAGACACCUGCCGGGCCGUCCGGACAGCGAGGUUCCUUGUCUCCACGCUGUGACUGCAGAGCGAGCACGGGGCCACAGACUCCCUCUCUCCCGCCAAGCCGGCCAUGCAGCCUGCUGUCCGGCUACAGGACAGCGACAGCUUGGGACCCCACUGUCCCUCUGCUUACAGAUUUCCCGCCAAUAAACCCUAUUUUAUAUCUCA
Molecule: messenger RNA, 6284 nt
Organism: Acinonyx jubatus (cheetah)
Lineage: Eukaryota; Metazoa; Chordata; Mammalia; Carnivora; Felidae
Gene: FLYWCH1
Product: FLYWCH-type zinc finger 1
Exons: 8
Coding region: 637-2778 (713 amino acids)
Source: RefSeq, a predicted model, not a curated record